Messenger RNA from Lithohypha guttulata, 339 nucleotides. RefSeq lists its product as uncharacterized. The transcript has a single exon. The record is from RefSeq and is a predicted model, not a curated record. Gene Ontology annotation, biological process: melanin metabolic process. Lineage: Eukaryota; Fungi; Ascomycota; Eurotiomycetes; Chaetothyriales; Trichomeriaceae. Gene Ontology annotation, molecular function: scytalone dehydratase activity. The coding region runs from base 1 to 339 and encodes 112 amino acids.
AUGCCAAAAGACCAACUCGUCGCUCUGGCAUCCAACCCACACUUUCUCGGCGACGCGACCCUCAAAACUCAACACUUCAUUGGUGGGAGUAGAUUCGUGCAGGAGUCCGACGAGAAGAUCGUCGGACAUCAUCAGCUGCGAGUUGCGCAUCAACGGUACACGGAUGAAUCUUUGAAGACAGUGACUCUGAAAGGUCAUGCGCACGGAACGGCAACCAUGGAGUACAAGAAAGUCGAUGGGGUGUGGAAGUUUGGAGGACUAGAACCGAACAUUAGGUGGCAUGAAUAUGAUUAUGAUAGCAUGUUCGGAGGUGAGAAGAAAUCUGAUUCGGCACCGUGA